AGCACCGAUACCUUACCAGCUCUAUUGUCUAAUCGAAUACUGUCCACCUCUAAGAAGCAGAGAAGAAAAUUACAGCGUGGUUUUUUAGGUUGAAAAACAAUUAAAAGUGCAACAAAUAGUGAGAAAAACACAGUCCAACCAACUCAGCCGUGCAUGCCCAGUCAUCAGCGAUCCGCGAGCCCAGCGAAGAGAUUUUUUGAUUCCCCCAGCCUGAAAGUGUCACCGCCAAGACGUACGUGCGAAAAAUGUUUUGGGACAAGGGUUAUGCGCCCUCCGCGAAUAUAGAGGCGCUGCUGGAGAAGGAGAACUCAACGCUGGAGGAGUUCCUGGACGAGGACGACAUACUGCAGGAAUGCAAGACGCAAAAGAAGAAUCUGGUCAACUACUUUACACGUCUCGAGGUCAUCCGGCGCCUGGUGGAGCUCAUCACGACCGAGCCCUCUGAAGAUGUGCCCAUGUCGCAGCGUUUCCGCUAUGCCAACAUGUCUUGUGAGAUACUCACACUCGGUCUGCCGUCCCUGGAUGAGAAGCUACUGAACGACCCGGAGACGCUACAGCUGCUGUAUUCAUAUCUGGAAAAGGAACCACCGUUAAAUCCAUUGCUAUCGUCGUUUUUUAGCAAAACGUUUAGCAUGCUCUUUACCAAAAAGCCUGAACAAGAUUGGUUUUUGUAUCAACACAUGUGCCUACAACUCCUGGAGUAUAUUAAAUCGCAGAAGACCUUUUUGGAUUUCAUUUGUAAACACUUUGACACACCGGUCAUACCUGAUCUAAUAAUGCAGAUGAUGAAGGACAUCGAGGGUGGUCGACUCAAGCGGAACCUUUUCGAAUGGCUAACUGAAGAUAAAAUUGUUGAGAGACUGAUUGCAAUAUUGCGUAAUCCUCAAGAAACCGACAAACAUGCAAAUGUUGCCGACUUUUUCUGUGAUCUUAUUAACCAAGGGCGCCUGAUGCGCCAGACCGAGCAGGAGAACGAUUCGUUCGAGCCGGCAUUUGAUGGCUCCAACCCCAUCCUGAAGACGAUUGAAUCUGCGGACACAAUUGAAGCCUUGUUAAAUGUGAUUCUGGAACCAAACGCUGAGGAGAGCGCCAUCUUGUCAGGAAUAUCGGUUGUACUUACGCUUAUCAAGCCAAUUACCUUCACAGAUGAGCCCAACUCGGAUCGCCAGCGGUUGUUGCAAAAACGCGAGCGCGAAUUCCACCAGGAAGUGCAGGAGACUGUGAUCACUGUGAUGGCGCCACGCCUCCAGGAAUUUGUCCACAUUUUAAAGAACCCCCCUGCGAAACCCACGCUGGAAACUACUGCCGCCGUGCUGACGCCCCCUUUUGGCAAGACCCGACUGCAAGUGUGCCGCGUGUUCACCGCCCUGCUUGAGACCAAACACGAGACCAUUCAGCAGGCGAUCUGCACGACUGAGUACUUCAGCCUGUUGCUGGAGUUCUUCAAGCAGUACUGCUGGAACAACUUCCUGCACACCGAAAUGGAGAAGGCGCUACAUGUGGUCUUCUACAACGAGCUGUCUAACAACAACACGGCAUCCACGGAGGUUACGGACUUCUUCACCGCAGACUGCCUGAUUAAUGCCUUCCUGAAAGUGGGCAACGAGGAGUCCGAGGUGGAGAUGAAGAACGCUCUGAACGAUGCUAAGCGGGCGGAGGGAGGCAAGGAGGAGGUGGAUGGAGGCGACAUCGAAAUCGAGGUGGCAGCUGCGCAGGAAGCAGCUGCCCAGGCGCAGGAUGAGCAAAAGGCAAUUACGGAGGAAGCACAGGAGCCGGAGGAAAAAACGGACCAAGUGGAAGUCGCAGCCGAAGCCACUCCUUCCGAGGGCGUAGAACCCAAAGCCCAAGAAAAUCACGUGGAUAGUAGCGAGGUGGAUGGUGAAUCUCCAGCAGAUCAGCAGGAAACGGACGCAACGCUCAAUGAUCUCGAUAAGACCAAGACCGUGCCCAGUGCUCCGCCAUCUGAAAUGCAAACACACUUGAUUGUAAAUUGCCACUUGGUAUCCAAACUGGUCGAUUUUUGGCAGCAUAAUGCGCAGGCGCAACUUGCUGAAAAGGGUCGACGGCUGGGUUACAUGGGCCACCUUAUCAAAAUUCUACGUCACAUUACGAAUUGUAUAUCAGAAUCUGAACAUAUCGCUGACCUGAUCGCCACCAGCUUAAAUGACGAAGCCGAGCUGAAGCUCUGGCAAUCUCUGAUCGAUGCGGAAACUGGCGAGUUUACUCUGGCGGUCAAACAACAGACCAAGCUGCUGGCCGACUGCAAUCCGCACGAGGAGAACGAGUACAAUGUGGGCGCCAAAGACUAUCUGGGCGAGACCAGUGCCUGGGACAUCGGAACCGUUUCGUACAACAACAUGGGGUACAGUGAUCUGGACAAUACGUUGCAGGACAUUGUCUUCACCAUGGACAACGAUCAGAAUCUUUUCCAGUUCGGUCGAAACAUUGACGACGAGGAUGAUGACGAUGACGAGCAUGGCGACCACUCGGGAGGUGGCGAUGGCCACGGGCACGGCUUAUUUACCAGGAAUUCGGUAACGCUGAACAACUUGGCGGAUCCCUGGGACAUGGACGUCCAGUUCUCCGACAUUCCCAGCAUGUCGGCGCAGGUUAACACGGGCACUGCCAACUGGGGCACGGACUUCAAUGCAGACAACUUUGCCGACUUUGACGCGCACUUCAGCACCUUCGGCAGUGACCUGGGCAUGCCCACUAGUGCGCCGCCGGGCGAUGACGAGGAGGAGGACUCGCCACCAGCUCCGGCAGCUGCCGCCGAAGUGGACCCAGAAGAGAAGCGCGCACCUGCUGAAUCUGCUGAGCCCGCUGUGGGCCAGAGCGUUCAGGAUAAUAUAACGCACAGCGAUGAUCAGCAGGCCGAGUACGACAAUAACGCCAACGUGGAGAAGGCCAUCAGCGACAAGCUGGCAGAGUCGAGUGUUGUGGAGACGGCAUCGAUUGUUACCCGACUACAGUCUGUGCUGCUGGACGGCGAGGAAGACUACGAGGACGACGAGGGCAUGUGGACCAAGCCCCUGGGAGCGGAUCGUCCUGCGGAAACCGAGCAGACCACGCCCAUUUCAAAUGGACCAACCAGCAAAAUUAAUGAAUUCAAUCAUGCCAACGACAACAGCAGCAGCAACGUGGAGGGCCACGAAGCCAACAUCACAGCGGAGCAGCAGAAAUUGGCCGCCGGCGCCAAGACGAACAAUGUUGAAAUCGCAACUACGACCACAUAAAUGCACUCUCACCACACCACACAUCAUCCAACCGCAAUUGUAUAGCAUAUAAUGUGUCGACGAAAAUUGUAAAAAUUGCCUUUGAUUUGCUCUUUGGUCAUUCUUAUACAUAAUCAUGCAUACAUAUUUAUAUAAAUAUAUACCACAUACUACUACUAUACGUACACGUAAAACAGGCUGCAUAGUACAACAAACGAUUUGUGUAUUAGCAAAAGGCCGAAGCCCGCCCAAAACCAAAAUGAAAAUUAACAAAAAACAAAAAAGAAAAAACGACAAAAAAAAUGUUCAAAAGUAAUUAGUAUGUUGUUGAUUCCUUCUGCUCCUCGCUCGUAUUGCCAAUUAUUUUAAUUACUCCUCCUUCCUGUUUCCUAAUUAAGCGAACUGUAUUUUGUUUGUAAUUUGUAUUAGUCUGUCGUUUUAGUACGCUUUAACUUUCAAUACUCUCAAUGUGUUAGGCAACCUAUGAGCAUUACUUAAAGUACCAAAAUUCACGAAACGUCUUAGAAUGCUUAGUUUAUAUUCGUAUUGUAUUUGUUUUAGCUCGAUCCGACGAGGAUUAUCUACCUAUGCAUAUGACAUAUAUAUUAUAUUUACACACACACACUCGAGGGGUGUUCGUACAUUACGUUAGCGCAUUUUGGCCCUCUGAUCCCUCCUUUUGCAGGGGAUUCCCCGCAAUCCCCCAUCAGUGAUGACGUAAUAUUCGGACAGCCCCGCACCUACACUUGUAUUGUUAAAUUGGAGACUUGUAUUUAUUGUAUGUAUUUUGAAAACGAAAGCAAAAGCAAUGCCAAAAUACCAACAUGUUCAACACCACAUACCCCACAUGCUGCAAGCACAAAGUACGCAUGAUGUAUUAGCGAGGUAUAUUAUAUACUUGUGUCUUUUGCCAUUACUACCUUGUUUGUAUACAAAUCGGUUUAACCAAAAAUAUUCUUUGUCGAAAGUACAAAACCCUGAGAGAAACCGCAAAUGAAGAAGUGAAAUAGACAUCAGCCGGCAUUUGUCACCACAUGAAUGGUUUACCCCCGAUCUACACACCACUACCUAUGACUAUACACGAUUACCAGAACCAAACGAAACGAGAAAUUGAAAAGAAGACUUUCCAAGAAGACAUUUUAAAUUUACAUUUAUAUUUUUUGUGUACUGUUUAUUUGCUCGGUUCGAGCUAUCGUUGAGAAAUGUUUGUGUUUUAAACGUGCAGAGAACCACGAACAAAACGCUAAUCAAAAUAUUGACAAGAAGUUAAACAAAUAUGCCAUCUUUUGCUUCCAAAUAAUUACGUUUUAAUUAUGAUUAAAAAUAAAACAGAAACUACUUUAAAAGUGAAAUCGAUGUUUGUUUUACACGAGACGACUUGCUCCCCAAAAACAAAAAAAUUAAAAAAAAAACAAACAAAAUCUAGACAAGUAGAGUAUAUUCUAAGAUUAUCGAGAGAGAAAGGCGGCAGCAUAUCAGGCAAAGAUGUGUGGAAAAUGAGUAGUAACCAAACCCCUUCCCACACAUCCUAGACAAAAGCAAAAUAAUCCUUGUUUGCUGAGAAAUUUAGAAGGCUUAUUUAUAGGACACAAUUAUGCACAAAUUUGAACUCGCUUUGCUUUUUAUUUGCUUACUGUAGCAACACAAAUGAACAACCGAGAAAAUUGAUUUAACGAAACAGAAAAAAUAAGAAAUUAAAGAAUAUUGAAACGUUUAAACUAUCUCUGAUGAAAAACUGUGAUAAUUAAAUGAAGUUGCAGGGUAUUUGAUAAAGCAAACUUAAUUUAAACAAAUUGUAAACAUCAACUGAUGGCCUCGACCAUUUGGGAAAUACAAAACACAGCCAACACGAGACACUCUGACGCAGUUAAUUAUACGAUUCUUUAGCAUCACAAUCAGCAGGACACCUCGACAACCAAACAGCAAUAACUACUGCAAUGAAAUGUAAUUGAAGGCGUUUUAACGUGUAGUCUGUAACAGUGCGAAAGUAUCUCUAAGUUUGAGCUAGUAGGGAUGAUGGUCAGGGAUGGCAAGGAUUAGUUAUCUAGCUUCUCACAAACUAAGCACUAAACUAAAGUAAAAUCUAAAUACUCAUAUCAAGCAGCCAAUUGCAGACCUUGUACUGUACAUACAAUUGUCCCCAGUAUUGUCUUCCCCCUAGUUAUGUGUUUUCGUUUCUACCAACUAACUUAGAACCCAAAGUAUCCAACGAUAUGUAAGCGGCGAUGAUCGAGUCCUUCCCUUGUGCAUAUGCCUUACUAAAAACUACGAAAAUAUGAAACAAAAAAGUAUCACUCACCCCCAUAGAGAGCCACUUAGAGAGUGUAGAACCCGUAAUCCUAGAGUUAGUUUCACCUACAUACUGUGUGUCUUUUAAAUGUUAAGCAGCUGCAGCAAGCCUAAUAUAUAUAUACGAGUACUAAUUAUAAAACCAAAACGGAAUCGUAAUCAUAAUACCUAAAAACGAUGUAGACAAAGUCUUGUGGGCAGCUUAAAGCAUUUUGUUUGUCUAAUUAUAUGAACUUGAAUAAGAAUACCAAACGUCCAAAGUUUUUUGCAUACAAGAACUAAGAACAAUUGUGAACAAGAAAGUCUUCAGAAAUGUUUUGAUCACCUCGAUGCGAAACAGAAACAUAAUUAUACACACAUAAGUACAUGCAUGCCUAUAUACAGAGGUACAUUAAAUUACCGAUUAAUUAAUUGAGUGAUUAAUAUGCAUCCGCAUCUCGAUGGAGUGCAGUUCUAUAAUAUUUUGUGACGUGCAUUAGAUGUUAAGUGAGGUUGUAACUUUCGAGGCGCAAUUAUUUGAGACAAAACCGAAGCGGGAUAGUGUUGGCGAUGAAAAUGCUAUUUUUAAGGAUCGUAGCGUACAUUAAUUUGUCUGUGUGUGUUCAGCAAUUCAGUAUUUCAAUUAAGCCAAUUCAACAAAUACCCCCAGAAAAUGCUACAAUGGUUUCCAAGUGCAAACCACAUGAACAGGAGAAUUCAGUGUAAUAAAUCGAAGGCCUAAUUCUCUAACUCUUUAAUAAAGAACCAGCGGGAACAACAACGAGGAAGAAGCAACUGUAAUACGACAAAGAAUAAGAAAUAAAUAAUUACACUUCGUACAGUAAAUAUAUAUUUGAAAAAAGAAAACGCGAAAGAGAAAAUACAAAAAAAAAAUAAAUCAAGUUGUUAACAUAAUGGAUAUUUUGUUAAAUGCGAAACUUUGAACGAAUUACUAACCACACUAGCAAAUAGUUAAUGAAAACCGAACCCAAGUGUGCUUCAUGUAUGAAUUUAUGUUAGAUAUUUACAACAAUACGCGUAUACAUAUUCCUAACUAAACCGAGCGAAAUGAAAGCCACAUACAGAAUUUGCAUACUACUCUUAACGAUUAACAACUAUUGGUGUCUAUGCAUAUACACAAUUAUUAACGAACUAUACUAUAUAUUACCUUCGUAAUUGUAAGCCGAGUACAGACUUUUGAGAACUGCGAAACGUAUCGUCAAAUAUCCGAAACAGACAUAUUUGUCAUACUUGCCAUGGAGCAAAUAUAUACAUCAAUACGUUAAGUGCUCAAGGUGAUAGCUGCACUCUGGGGUGGACCUUGGUUUUGUUUGCACAUUACAAAUUUUAGUGCUACAGGUUUCAAUGUGAAUCACUCAUACGCAGUGUUGCAGCGAUGCCCUUAACGUAGCCGUGUCGUAUGAGUAAAUUUUGUGAUGUUUGCUAUUUCUCCUUCCUUCUUAUUUACAUUUAAAGUUGGAUCUUCAUUAGCCAAAAAUAAAUCUUAAGUAUAAAGACUUUGUAACCAAAAAACAUGUACAAAUAUUUUUUCACUUUUUGUAAGAUGAUUAUUCAAAUACUGGCAGUUAUUUAUAAAAAAACUCCAAUGAGCUUUAACACUACUUGAAAGGUGUCGUUAGACUUAAUUUUGUCUAAAUAUUUUUCAUAUAGUUUUGUGGUAAAUAUUAACGUUUUUUACUGGCACCUAAAGAAAUAAUUUUUUUGUUCGAAUGGUCCACCCUACUGCACACCCACAAAUAAAUACACUUACAGAAAGACACCCACACAUACUCGCCGCUUUGCUUGCCACAUUGUUUUGGUCGAAACUCCGAGGGAAUACCUAGAAGCGAAAUACUAACCCCAAAGGGACACUCGGGAAACGCGACUUCUUGAGUAAGUGCCUUAAACUGACAGAGAGAGAUGGUAAUGGAGAGUGCGAGGGAGAUGGGGAUGGAGAUGCAGAGUGGGAGGGUUUUGAGGACUACGCUGCCAGAUCCAAGAGUAAAUCGAAUGUUUUCGGUACACUUGUUUAGGGAGAAGGAGGGACAGACCUUGUUCAAAACUCAACUAAGUGUUAGCCCCCGGCCAACCGACUAAAUGUAGUUCCAGAAAUCAAGCAAAAAGAACAGUUAACUCUAUGCUCCGAUCUAAAAUACUAAAAGUACACAUAUACGUACACACUGUAUACCUUUUACCGUCGCAUUUCUACACUGGCAUAUAGACGUAAUUGUACGAUUAACUAUGAAUUAAAACCUUGUAUUGUGAGUGUUUUGGCCCGUCAACGUUUUGCUCAACGCACACACACACACGAACAUACACUGAAAAAAUCCAAAAAAAUAUAAAAAAUACAAAAAAAUACACUGAGAGAGAGACACGCCCACACACGUACACCCGCUUUACCCAAGUUGAAGACAAUUUGUGAUUGUUUUGCAUGUACCCUAAAGUUAAGCGAGUUUACACGAAUAUGGAUUAAGCCGCGGAAGCGGACGCGUAAACUGUACGAGUAAUAGCAUUAAUUGUCUAACAAUAAGAUUUGUGCAUUAUACGAUAGAAAUUCACUUUGAAUUCGUAUUGAAAUUUAUCAAUAAAGCGAUACUAUUUGAUUCUUAA
This is a messenger RNA of Drosophila biarmipes, 8093 nucleotides long. RefSeq names its product serine/threonine-protein phosphatase 6 regulatory subunit 3 (gene fmt). Bases 246 to 3236 code for a protein of 996 amino acids. Gene Ontology annotation, cellular component: nucleus; cytosol. The transcript has 11 exons. Lineage: Eukaryota; Metazoa; Arthropoda; Insecta; Diptera; Drosophilidae. The record is from RefSeq and is a predicted model, not a curated record. Gene Ontology annotation, molecular function: protein phosphatase binding; protein phosphatase regulator activity.